Mangifera indica (mango) is the source of this 1656-nucleotide messenger RNA. RefSeq names its product actin. The coding region runs from base 152 to 1285 and encodes 377 amino acids. Lineage: Eukaryota; Viridiplantae; Streptophyta; Magnoliopsida; Sapindales; Anacardiaceae. The transcript is spliced from 5 exons. The record is from RefSeq and is a predicted model, not a curated record. Gene Ontology annotation, cellular component: cytoplasm.
CAUUUCCACGAGAUUCCCUUUUUUUAAACUAGAAGGCGGGUACCUUCACGCUAAACAUAACCCACAGCCCUCACAACACAGUCCAGAAGAGAGUAACAGAAGAAAAUCCAAAAAAAAAAAAAAAAUCAAAUCCAGAGAGAUUCUAUAGAAAAUGGCGGAUGGUGAGGAUAUUCAGCCUCUUGUUUGUGAUAAUGGAACUGGAAUGGUGAAGGCUGGAUUUGCUGGAGAUGAUGCACCAAGGGCUGUGUUCCCAAGUAUUGUGGGACGCCCUCGCCACACAGGAGUGAUGGUGGGGAUGGGGCAGAAAGAUGCCUAUGUAGGAGAUGAAGCUCAAUCAAAGAGAGGUAUUUUAACAUUGAAAUACCCAAUUGAGCAUGGGAUUGUUAAUAACUGGGAUGACAUGGAGAAAAUCUGGCAUCAUACUUUUUACAAUGAGCUGCGUGUGGCACCUGAGGAGCACCCAGUUCUUCUCACGGAGGCUCCUCUGAAUCCCAAGGCUAAUCGUGAGAAAAUGACCCAGAUCAUGUUUGAGACAUUCAACACUCCUGCUAUGUAUGUUGCUAUUCAGGCUGUUCUUUCUCUGUAUGCCAGUGGUCGUACAACUGGUAUUGUUUUGGACUCUGGAGAUGGUGUGAGUCACACAGUUCCCAUCUAUGAAGGCUAUGCCCUUCCACAUGCCAUUCUCCGUCUUGACCUAGCAGGCCGUGACCUUACAGAUGCCCUUAUGAAAAUCUUGACCGAGCGUGGUUACUCAUUCACCACAACAGCUGAGCGGGAAAUUGUGAGAGACAUGAAGGAGAAACUAGCCUACAUAGCUCUUGACUAUGAACAAGAGCUAGAGACAGCAAAAACCAGCUCAUCUGUGGAGAAGAGCUAUGAGCUCCCUGACGGGCAGGUUAUCACCAUUGGGGCUGAAAGAUUCCGAUGUCCUGAAGUCCUCUUCCAACCAUCUAUGAUUGGAAUGGAAGCUGCUGGAAUUCAUGAAACCACAUACAACUCUAUCAUGAAGUGUGACGUCGAUAUCAGGAAGGAUCUCUAUGGCAACAUUGUUCUCAGUGGUGGCACCACUAUGUUCCCAGGUAUUGCUGAUAGAAUGAGCAAGGAGAUCACAGCAUUAGCCCCAAGUAGCAUGAAGAUCAAGGUGGUAGCACCACCGGAGAGAAAAUACAGUGUCUGGAUUGGAGGUUCCAUUCUGGCUUCACUAAGCACCUUCCAGCAGAUGUGGAUUGCGAAGGCUGAAUAUGAUGAGUCAGGACCAUCAAUUGUCCAUAGAAAAUGCUUCUAAUUGCAGGACAAAAAGACGCCAUGAAGAAGGAGCAUAUACCAAAUCAUUUUUUUUUCAAGAAUGGGCUUCUAAUUAAAGUUGUUGCGGAGUGUGUGUGUGUUUUUUUUUUUUUUUUGCCCUCCUAUUUUAUGUUUUCUUACCAUUAUUUUUGCUUAUUUAUUUUAAUUGUUUUGGUGACGUAAGAACAAUGGGGGAGAUUCAAUUCUUUACAACAGUAGGUUGAUAGUAAAAAAACAAAAAAAAAAAGGCCAUGUAUUGUUACCGAUUUGUUUUGAGUUUGAAUUUAAGGAUUCCUUUAAUGUAUUGAUAUCGAUUAAUUAACGAUUGUGACUUGGGUUAUUAAUUAAAAAUAGACAUAUUUGAGGGGUGUA